AUGCGGUUGAGUGCCGGAGCCUUGCUCCGCUUCUCAACAUCCCAAAUAACCACUCUUGUCGUCGUCCUCUACGCAGCUGUAUUUAUCAACGUACUCAAUUUCGACAAUUUGCCAUCUAUCCCCCGGGAUACUAAGGGUUUGAACUUGGAGACGGCGUAUGCGGCGUUGAACAAGGUCACUCUUCGGCCUCGUCCUUUCAUUUCCCAUGCAAAUGACGAAGUCCGUGCAUACAUCCUCGAUCGUCUCUCUCCCCUCGCGGCGAAACACGAACAUGUGCACCUUUCCAACGACUUGAAUUCCAACGUCACCUUCUCGCCUUCCAGAAACUACACGGUGUAUUUUGAGGCCAACAACGUUCUCCUCAAGAUCGAUGGCACCCAUCCCUCGUCUGAUGGUGUUCUUUUCUCCUGUCACUUUGACUCAGUUUCGACGGCCCCUGGUGCCACCGACGACGGGAUGGGUUUAGCCACACUCUUGGAGCUUUCCGAGUUUUAUUCUCGGCAGCGCCCGCGACGAACAGCUAUCUUCUUCUUCAAUAACGGCGAGGAGGACUUCUUGAACGGCGCUCAUGCCUUCUACGAGCAUCCUUGGUCCAACCUUACCUCUACUUUUGUCAAUUUGGAGGGUGCAGCUUCCGGCGGACGGCCCCUCGUGUUCCGUAGUACCGGAUAUGGAGCAGCACGUAGUGUUGCGGGCAAUGGGGUGACACAUCCUCACGGUAACUCUCUGACAUCAGACGCCUUCUCCCUUGGGUUCAUUCGCAGCGCAACCGACUAUGAAAUAUACGCUCGUGGACUCAAAGGCAAGAUCCCGGGAAUGCAAGGCGUCGACUUCGCUUUCUACAAGAAUCGUGCGUAUUAUCACACUCCGCGCGACUCCAUCGCGGGUAUGGGGGAAGGGCAAGGCCGCAAGGCACUCUGGGCGAUGAUGGAGACAACACUUGGAGUGGGAGAUGCUAUGCUGAACGAUGCAACGCCUAGCGUCGACGCUCGGCCGUCGGUCUACUUAGAUCUGUUUGGUCGGACCUUGCUCAUUGUCCCAAUGAGUGCGUUGUAUGCGUUCAACGUCGUUCUCCUCGUGGUCGGGCCCAUCGUUUUGAUCGCGUUAAUUGCAUGGGUCAUGCUUGUCGCCAAAGAGCAGUCAACCGAAGAAUUUGCACCACAUUAUCAAGGAGCACGAGGGAAGCUCAAGCUGGUCGUCAAAGCUGUGGCAGGCUGGGAACGCUUCUGGAUUGCCCUUGUUAUCUGUGCACUGGUGCACGCGGGGGUGAUCACAGGGUUUCUAUGCCUUAAUCCCUUGAUCGUCCACUCCCGAGCCUAUGCUGUCAUGACGGCGUUCCUCGCCAUCUCGUACCUAACGCUGGUUACCCCUCUUCAAGUCCUUCACUACUUGAUUCCCCCCACAUUCGUUUCACAGAAGCUUGCAGUCAUCAUCUCCCUGUCUGCAUUCAGCUGGCUUCUCCUUCUCGCUUCAACAGUGGCUAUCGCCCGACUUAGCAUCGGGUCGUUGUACCUCGCAACCUUCCUGUAUCUUGGUGCUUGGCUCGCAGGCAUCCUUGAACUCCUCCGCGCUGUUGGCCGACGUGAUCCAGGGAACGAACUCGGUCAUCGCAGUGAGUUGUUCACUUCUCCAACGGAGCAGAAUGCGUCUUUGGAGGGGGAGGUCCCCAGUCGCCGACAGGUGCACGGAGUCAUGUACACGGCGCCCACCGCAGAAGACCAUUCCGCUGAUCAAAUUCAAGACGGUCAAGAGGUUGAAACGGACCCCACCGAGAUCACCCCUCUUAUGCAUCAACAUCGUCGCACAACUCAAGGCGGCCACGAAUACAUCACGCUCGAUGCGCCUGGCAGCUUAAAGUCCACCAAUCAGCCGGCUGAAGAAUACGGGUGGUGGAUCUUGCAGCUGAUAUUCCUCGUGCCGAUGAACGCCAUCGUGUUGUUCCAACUCGAGACCUUGCUUUUGAAUGCCAUGAUGCACACUCUGGUGGACGGCAGCCCCGCCCUGACACUGUACCUGAUGCUGGCGGUUUUCUCCAGCCUGACAUUUGUCCCUAUCAUGCCUUUUGCACACAAGCUCUCGAGAAGUCUCAACACGAUUCUAUUUGCCCUCUUCAUCGUGCUUGUAUUCGUUUGCUGGACCGCCUUCCCCUUCACCCUCGAGUGGCCCUUCCGCGUCUACUUCCAGCAGUCCGUUGAAUUGACCCCGUCAUCCGGCUAUUCUUCCGGCACCAGCAUCGUCCGUGCCAGUACGGCGCUCACCGGCCUCGACGGAUACAUCAAUCGCUUCAUCACUCCAACCAUCCCGUCCUCUCACACCUCGGAGAACAACCUGACUUGCGAUCCACAGGGGUUGCGACCUGACCUCAUGACUUGCUCCUGGUUCACCGACCUAUACCCAUCCCCUGGCAACUCCACCCUUUCACUCCUCCCUCACCCCAAUCACAAGUACCUCGACGUGCACACCUCCCGCUUGAACGACACGCGCGCGCUCAUACGCGUGCGCGGCACGAAUACCCGCGGCUGCCGUCUCUACCUCGACCGCCCGAUAACAUUUUUCCACGUCCACCCGCGCGACCGCCGCGCCCCUGCUACGCCAUCGCCGUGGGGCACGAUGCGUAUGCAAGGCGGGUACGAGAUCCCUGCGGGCGGCAUACGCGAGGCACGGCUGUGGAGCCGGGAGUGGGGCCAGGAGUUCGUCGUCGAGGUCGGAUGGGAGUCCGACGACGCGCUGCCGAACGACGGGGCGAUCACAGGCCGCGCGGCGUGCGAGUAUGCCGAGUACGCGAGUGCGGGCGUCGGCGUACCGGAAGGCUCGGGGCGCAUUCCUGCGUUCGAGGAGGUGAAGGCCUUCCUCCCGUUGUGGGCGCUGCCCACGAAGACCGCCGACGGGCUCGCAGAGGUGUGGAUGCGCUUCUCCACGUGA
Molecule: messenger RNA, 2922 nt
Organism: Epithele typhae
Lineage: Eukaryota; Fungi; Basidiomycota; Agaricomycetes; Polyporales; Epitheliaceae
Exons: 7
Coding region: 1-2922 (973 amino acids)
Biological process (GO): proteolysis
Molecular function (GO): metalloexopeptidase activity
Source: RefSeq, a predicted model, not a curated record